GACGUAUGACUCUCGUAGAGACAGGAGCCGGAAUGCGUUGUGUUGACCCCCCCCUACUGGACCGCUCUGUUUUUGGUUGUUCCUCUAGCUAUCUAUGAUUCUCUUAAAGGAGCCGCUUGGCUUCCAGAGUUGCGGGGUCCCGAGAUGUUACUUACGGUGAAGGCGCUCCAGGGCCGGGAAUGCAGCCUCCAGGUCUCCCCUGAUGAGCGCAUCUCCUCUCUCAAGCGUAUGGUCUCAGAAAAGCUGAAUGUCCCAGUCUCUCAGCAGCGCUUACUUUUCAAAGGCAAAGCUCUGGCAGAUGAACACCGUUUGUCCGAUUACUCUAUUGGACCCGAGUCAAAGCUUAACCUUGUGAUCAAGCCUUUGGAGAAGGCAUCACCUGAGGAUCCUAACAGCAGAGCUGGCUUCCCACAGACUUCAACCAUCUGGCACAUGCUGGCCCAAAUUCUGAGCAGGCAUUACAGUGUGACGGAUACUGAGAAAGUGCUGGAGCAGAUGCAGAAGGAUUAUGAGCGGAGCCUUCGAUUGCUGAGUCUAGAUGACAUAGAGCGUUUAGCCACACGCUUGCUUCAUCCUGAAGUAGCUGAGGCUGUGGAAAUGGGUUUUUUGGAUUAGCUGCUGAACUGGAGAACUGAGCCCUCUUCAUCACUUUGGACAGUAAACCCCUGGGCAGGGCCCAGUUUGGGACCUAAUGCGAGUGAUCUCUCUGGACUGCUGUUAAAGGAUCAUGAAGCAUAUGUAACUUCUCCCCAUCAAUUAAAAGUGAUGAUAGGUGAGAUUAAUCUGUUCUGUCUAGUAUGUUCAACAGAAGUGGGAGAGUGGCAUUCUUUAGAGAAAAUUUGCAGUUGAUGAUGGCUUUGUUUAUAUUUGAAUUUUUUGUUUAACCCCAAAGCCUGGUUGCGUCUAAUAGAUUCCUUUUUAUUGUUUUAUUCAAAGGCUUUUUUGACAAUAAAGUUCACGGGAGGUUACAAGCAGGAAAUCAAAUCUGAAUAAUACAAAUUUGAAUUAUGACUUUUCAAAAUUUUAACAUUGAUACUCUCCAGAAUGACUACGUAAAUUUUGAUAAUGUAUGAGCUAAUUCUGAGUCCCCUGUUUAAUCAGCAUUGUUAGAUAAGAAAACCUUUGUCAAAUAUUUUAGAUUGCUAAAUGUUUCAAGAAACAAGACAACUGAAUGUUAAUCAGAUGGCUAAGCAGUGUUUACUGGCAGAGUUCUGCAUAUAUUCUGUAUGCUUAAUAUUUCUUAGGUAGAUCAAUUGAGUCCUUGUAGCAGUGUAUUCAACUGCAAUCCAGAGCACACCUAAAUUUACUGGUUCAUUGCCCAAAGCACUCUUCCCCAAAUUAAAUGCAAUCCAGAUGUGUGAGGGGGGUUUCAACUUCCAGAAUUCCCAAUCAACAUCAGGAGAGCUCCUAAUUUGGGAAGGCUGGGCUCAGGCGCUGUUAGAAUAAGGCAGCAGAUGUCCCCAGAGAGGCAGAUCUACUGCCUUGGCUAAAAGCAAUCCCUCUCUACCUAAGCCCUCUCCACUUUACCUGGCAGUAUUUUUUAUUGCAGAUCCUGAAAAGGGGUAGAGUUACAAAUUGAUCAUGAGCCAUACAGAGGAGGAUUGUGUCUAUGACCCCUAUGGAUGUAUCCCUGAGUUAUACAAGAACAGGAUUUGGUUAAGUAAUUCUUGACUCCAGUGAAAGAAGAAAAGCAAAAGAUCUCCUACCAAAUUUCUUUGUGUUGUUUUCUUAUUCUUAUGGAGAUGGGUUAAAUGAACAGACAAAAGUAUGGUAUCCAGCGUUCCAUGAAAAUGUGAUUAUAAUUGCUCUGUAAAUCAUUGAUAAAUCAACCUCACUUUUA
Messenger RNA from Crotalus tigris (Tiger rattlesnake), 1840 nucleotides. It is a transcript of the gene UBL4A, whose product is annotated as ubiquitin like 4A. Gene Ontology annotation, molecular function: protein binding. The record is from RefSeq and is a predicted model, not a curated record. Lineage: Eukaryota; Metazoa; Chordata; Lepidosauria; Squamata; Viperidae. The coding region runs from base 145 to 615 and encodes 156 amino acids. The transcript is spliced from 4 exons. Gene Ontology annotation, biological process: post-translational protein targeting to endoplasmic reticulum membrane.